Messenger RNA from Mycetomoellerius zeteki, 1185 nucleotides. RefSeq names its product major royal jelly protein 1. The coding region runs from base 1 to 1185 and encodes 394 amino acids. The record is from RefSeq and is a predicted model, not a curated record. The transcript is spliced from 6 exons. NCBI's taxonomy places the organism in Eukaryota, Metazoa, Arthropoda, Insecta, Hymenoptera, Formicidae. Gene Ontology annotation, cellular component: extracellular region.
AUGAUCGCAAAUAUAAGCUUCGGUGUUAAACUAGAAGAUCGGUAUGAAUGGAAAUAUGUUGAUUAUGUGUGGAAUAAUUUUCAAAGACAGGAAGUGAUAAAAUCUGACAAUUAUGACCCUAGCAAGAAUAUUUUAUUUGACGUAGACGAAGCAUCAGAUGGUAGAGUAUUCGUUACUGUAGUAAGAGAUAAAGGAGUACCAGCAAGUGUAAUGACAGUAAGUGAUGAAAGAGGACCGGGAGGUCCACUUUUGUCUCCGUAUCCAAAUUGGUCAUGGUAUAAUGACACUACUGAUUGCAAUAACAAUAUUAUAAGUAUCAAAUGUAAUCACCUUUUCGUUCUGGACUUUGGAAGGAAAGAUGGACUCCAAGGAGAUAAAGUUUGUCCUUCGAAACUAUUGAUCUUUAAUUUAGAAAAUGAUAUGCUCGUUGAUCGUAUUAUUAUUCCAUCUAACAUUGCUGAUAAUAAAAAUGGCAGAGGAUUGCUUGUAACACCACUUGCUUAUGUUCGAGAUUGCAGUCGCAUAGAUGAUGCAACUGUGUAUAUGUCUGACGUAAUAGGUUUUGGUUUAGUGAUAUACAAUAGAUACUUAGGCUUCUGCAGAAUUGAAUCUGAUUUCAUGAAACCAACUCAUCCCAAUUUUACCAUAGAAAACGAGAGUUUUUAUUUGGAAGACGGUAUUCUUGGUUUAGCAACCAUUCAUGAAAAUUUAUUUUACGCUCCUUUAGCAGGGAAUAGAAUAUUCAAGAUGAAUAAGCAUACUCUAAGAAAAUGUUCAAAACUAAGCAAUAGUGAGGCUAAUAGAUUAACUAAAGUGGCGAAUAUAUUAUCUGGCCAAACGGGACCGAUAGCAUCCUACGGUAAUGUAAUAUUUUUUAGCAAUAUCCCGGAAACGUCUAUUCUUUGUGCGGACACUACUAAGAAAUUCGAUCCUUCCAGCAGUGUGGUCAUUGCACAAAAUUCUGAAAAAUUGCAAUUUCCGGGUGGACUAAAAGUUAUAAGACAUAAAGAGAGGAAAGUUAGAGAGCAUAAGGAAGGAAAAAUACUAAUCGCAACAAACAGACUUCAAUGUGUCUUUAAUAAUAAUUUAAACCUAAACGAGAUAAACUUCCGCAUACUCCAGUUAAAUAUCAUGAAAAUAAAAAACGAGAGAAAAUGUUUUGAUUCCAAUCACCACGGCCAUUAA